Messenger RNA from Punica granatum (pomegranate), 3347 nucleotides. The record is from RefSeq and is a predicted model, not a curated record. NCBI's taxonomy places the organism in Eukaryota, Viridiplantae, Streptophyta, Magnoliopsida, Myrtales, Lythraceae.
CUCCUCCUCCUCCUCCUCUUCUUCUUCUUCUUCUUCUGUUGGUGCUCUUUACUCUGCUCCAAAACCUCCUCCGCUUGUGCUCGACAAGCCUCACGCAGACCGCCAUCAUCAUCGUCAUCACCAUCACCAUCUUCUUCCGAGCUCCACUGCUCUGUAGCAGAGGCAUGUUGCACAACAAGUCCUUCGUCAGGAAGACCAAGUCCGGCAAAAUCACAAAGAACGUGAGAGAACACUACCUUAGGGAUGACAUCUACUGCGGAGUUCCCGCUUGCAAGUCCUGCGACUCUUCCGCUGCUCGGCUGAGCGCCUGUCCCUCCACCAUACUCAUCUUGGACACCAAUGUCGUCCUCAACCAGAUUGAUUUGAUUGAGAAUCCGGCGAUAGAUGAUGUGGUCGUGCUGUCGAUUGUGCUCCAAGAGGUUAGGAACAAAAACAUGGCUGUUUACAAUAGAGUCAGGGCACUCUGCAGCAACUCGGCGAGGAAGUUCUUUGUUUUCUCCAAUGAACACCACAAGGAUACAUUUGUCCAGGAUAUGGCCGGUGAAAGUAAAAAUGAUAGAAAUGACAGAGCGAUACGAGUGGCAGCUCAAUGGUAUCAGAAUCAUCUCGGUGGUGUGGCAAAGGUUUUGCUUAUAACCAAUGAUAGAGAGAAUAAAAGGAAGGCAAUGGAAAUGGGCAUUUCUGCAGAAACCAUUGAGACAUAUGUAAAAACGUUGGGUCAACAGGAUUUGCUUGACUUGCUUGUGCGCCCUCCAUCAGAAGAUGUAGUCAUGGAAGAAGUUGAAGAUUUAAGGCCAUCGAAAAGGAAGGUCAUUUAUGCUGAGCACAAGCCCAUGUCUGAAAUUACUUCUGGAUUGCAUCGUGGGAUAUAUCAUCAAGGGAAACUUCGUGUUAACCGAUACAAUCCAUUUGAAGCAUAUGUGGGAAGUGAAAGUAUAGGUGAUGAAAUAAUUAUAUAUGACCGGACAAACAUGAAUAGAGCUUUUGAUGGCGAUAUAGUGGCAGUGGAACUUCUGCCCCAAGAGCAGUGGCAAGAGGAGAACUCCUUAUCUUUAGCUGAUGAAGAGCAUGAGGAAGAAGAUGUUCAUUUAGUUCCUGGCAGUGCGGAUGAUGCGCCUAGGACAGCAAAUCCAGGACAAGGAUCUGGUGCCAAUGCUGAUUUACCUUCCUCUCGUCCAUCUGGCCGAGUAGUUGGUAUCAUAAAGAGAAAUUGGCAUUCUUAUUGUGGAUCUUUGGAGCCCAUGCCAAUGCCAGCAGGUGAUGGGGGUGUUGCUCAUGCGCUAUUUGUCUCCAAAGACCGCAGAAUUCCAAAAAUUCGUAUUCAAACACGGCAGCUCGGGAAUCUUGUGAGUAAGAGAAUCGUUGUGACUGUUGAUUCUUGGGACCGUAUGUCCCGGUAUCCUUCUGGGCAUUAUGUACGGACGAUAGGAGAAAUAGGCGAUAGAGAUACUGAAAGUGAGGUGGUCUUAAUAGAGAAUGAUAUAGAUGCAAGACCUUUUUCUUCUCAAGUUCUGGCUUGCUUACCUCCAUUACCAUGGUCAGUCUCCUCGGAAGACUUGGCUAAUCCUAUCAGACAGGAUUUGCGGCACAUACGUGCAUUUAGCGUGGAUCCUCCAGGAUGCAAAGACAUCGAUGAUGCAUUACAUUGUACUGCUCUUCCAAAUGGAAAUUUUGAAGUUGGAGUGCAUAUUGCUGAUGUGACGAAUUUUGUGCACCCGGGGACUCCCCUUGAUGACGAGGCUUCACAGAGAGGCACAUCAGUUUACCUUGUUGAGCGCCGGAUAGACAUGCUCCCAAAACCUUUGACAGAAGACAUAUGUUCACUUAGAGCUGAUGUGGAGAGGCUAGCUUUUUCGGUUAUCUGGGAGAUGACACCUGAAGCUGAGAUAAUCUCUACAAGAUACACAAAAAGCAUCAUCAAAUCAUGCGCAGCAUUGUCUUACAUUGAAGCUCAAGCUAGGAUGGAUGACAGUCGAUUAGUGGAUCCUUUAACAACAGACCUGAGAAAUAUGAAUGCAUUGGCAAAGAUAAUGAGACAGAGGCGUAUUGAAAGAGGAGCCUUAACCCUUGCUUCUGCUGAAGUAAAAUUUCAAAUCGAUACUGAGACUCAUGAUCCUCUAGAUAUAGGAAUGUACCAAAUUCGCGAAGCAAACCAAAUGGUGGAGGAGUUUAUGCUUGCUGCUAAUGUCUCUGUUGCAGAAAAGAUCCUUAAACAUUUUCCUGUGUGCUCUCUGUUAAGGCGCCAUCCUACACCUACAAAAGAGAUGCUUGAACCUUUACUGCGCACAGCAGCUGCUGUUGGUGUCAACUUGGACGUUUCAACAUCUAGGGCACUGGCUGAUUCUCUUGAUCGUGCAGUGGGAGAUGAUCCAUAUUUCAACAAACUGAUACGGAUAUUGGCAACCAGAUGCAUGACACAAGCAGUAUACUUUUGUAGUGGUGACUUAAGCCCUCCAGAAUAUCAUCAUUAUGGUCUUGCAGCCCCUCUAUAUACUCAUUUCACCUCACCCAUUAGAAGAUAUGCAGAUGUUAUUGUACAUAGGUUGCUUGCUGCAUCAUUAGGAAUAUACAAGCUUCCCACAGUGUUCCAAGACGCAGCUCAGCUCACUAGCAUCGCUGACAACUUGAAUUAUCGACAUAGGAAUGCCCAGAUGGCUAGUAGGUCCUCAGUGGAGCUCCAUACUCUCGUCUACUUCAGAAAACGGCCUACGGAUACAGAAGCAAGAAUAGUGAAGAUAAGAUCCAAUGGUUUCAUCGUCUUUGUUCCCAAGUACGGCAUAGAAGGGCCGGUUUACUUGACGGAACGAAGCGAGAAAGGAGAAGGAGAGUGGUUCAUGGAUGAGCAGCAGCAGCAGAUUCGGAAGAUGGAUGGCAGUGUUACGUAUGGUGUCCUGCAGAAGGUUCAGAUUCAUUUGGAGGUUGUGGAGCCCCAGCCUAAUCGCCCGAAACUCCAACUCACCCUUAUUUAAUCCGUUUUCUUAUUCGGAAAAACGAAAAAGGAAAAGGGCCAAGAAGAGUAGAUUCAAAUGAUUGCACCCUCAAGUUAUUUAAAGUUGUAGUUUGUACAGCCACACUAAUUACUUGUGACCCGAGGUUUUUUCUUUUUAAUAUUUUAAAUGUAGUUUCUUGCUGACCAUUUCGGCGAGUUUGCAUGAGAUUUCGGCGGGAAAUGUAGUUGCACUGUAACGGAGAUAUACAAAAUGCAUGCACCAGAUGUGGAGAAGUUUUGUUUCUUUUAAUUUCAAUUGUGUUGUUACGCUUAAACAUUAAGGCUACCUUGAUUGACAUUGGCAUUACAUGAUGUAACAGUUUCCUGCAUUUUUCCUUAUUUGAUUAUUACAUAUAUA